AAGGCCUAAGCACCCAUUGGGUACCGUGGGGCUAUAGGGGGAUACACGGACUCUGGCGAGGGAACACGUGUGCAUGCAACAUGCACACAUUCUGGCUCCGCCUACGAGAUCCGCCGGGUGGUACCUCCGCGUUCGACAGUCAGAGACCGUCUACCACCUACGGAUAAUCACAACAUCCAUAGCCAAGAGAAAAAUUUCUCCUGGGACGGGACUCGAACCCGCACAGUGCACGGCGACCGAAGAGUCUACUACUGCGGCCACCGCUGCUGCCUGCAGGUGUAGAAGGACCAAUGAUUAAAUUAGUUUCUUUUGACGAU
This is a messenger RNA of Acanthoscelides obtectus, 317 nucleotides long. Lineage: Eukaryota; Metazoa; Arthropoda; Insecta; Coleoptera; Chrysomelidae. The record is from the annotation of a GenBank genome assembly.